Molecule: messenger RNA, 639 nt
Organism: Thermochaetoides thermophila DSM 1495
Lineage: Eukaryota; Fungi; Ascomycota; Sordariomycetes; Sordariales; Chaetomiaceae
Product: ankyrin repeat-containing protein
Exons: 1
Coding region: 1-639 (212 amino acids)
Molecular function (GO): protein binding
Source: RefSeq, a predicted model, not a curated record
AUGGCCCCUAAUCCCUAUCUUCUCGCCGCCGACAACCCCCAAGCGCUGAUCUCGCUGCUUCGCGAGCAGCCGCAACUUGCCUCAGGACAGGACGAACAUGGAUACUCCCUCGUUCAUGCGGCUGCGAGCUACAACCAUCUCGAUCUCCUGCGCCAAUUGAUCCGCGAGUUCAAGGUCCCGGUUGAUCUUAAGGACGAAGAUGGAGAGACAGCGCUUUUCGUUGUCGAGACAGUUGAUGCCGCGCGCGUCCUUGUUGAAGAGCUGGGGCUGGAUCCUAAGAUACAAAAUGACGAGGGCCAGACAGCAAGAGAAAAGUUCGAGGCUGAUGGCGAUUUCCCUGCCGUGACUCAAUAUCUGCAAAACUUGGAAAGCGACUCUUUGACCAACAAUGGCAUAACAGACCAUGGAGAGGCUAUUCCUCCCCUGCCAGAAGGUUUCAAGGUCACAGUGGGGACGAUGGAUGAGUCUGAAGACGCGGAGCUGCCCCCAGAUCCCGAGUUCCGCAGGAGGAUAGAGGAGCUUGCGGCAAGGGAAGAUUUUCAAUCUCCCGAAGGCCAGGCGGAGCUGCGGCGUUUGGUAGAGGAGGCAAUUCGCGGUCAAUUUGCAGACGAGCGAAAUGUCCGGCCGAGACAAGACUGA